UCCAAGCAAAACAUGGCACAUUUUGCUCAUACCACCUCUCUUCUUGCUUCCCUCCUCCUCCUCCUCCUCCUCCUUCUUCCACAUUCUAACUCUUCUGAUGAGGCCGAUUUCGAUGAUAAUGACUUUGAAUCCUCACCUGUUCCACUUUCAGAUGUUGAUCUCUUGGAGUUUCCUCUGAACCUUGAGUACUUGGAAGCUGAGUUCUUCCUGUAUGGCUCUUUGGGUUUUGGUUUGGACACAGUUGCUCCAAAUUUGACAAUGGGAGGUCCAAAACCCAUUGGUGUUAAGAAAGCCAAGUUAGACCCUUUCACUAGGGAUGUGAUCGAACAGUUUGCAUGGCAAGAAGUUGGACACUUGAGAGCUAUCAAAAGGACAGUGAGAGGGUUCCCAAGGCCACAGUUGGAUUUAAGUGCCAAAUCAUUUGCAAAGGUGUUUAAUCUUGCAUUUGGGCGUGUUUUAAAGCCACCAUUUGAUCCUUAUGCCAAUAGCUUGAACUACCUCCUUGCAUCGUAUUUGAUCCCUUAUGUUGGUCUUACUGGUUAUGUUGGAGCAAACCCCAAACUCCAAGGUGCUACUUCCAAAAGGCUUGUUGCAGGUCUUUUGGGUGUGGAAUCAGGGCAAGAUGCAGUGAUUAGAGCAUUGCUGUAUCAGCAGGCUCUGGUAAAAGUGCACCCAUAUGGUAUAACAGUGGCCGAGUUCACAAACCGGCUUUCUGAUCUGAGGAACAAGCUAGGACAAAAGGGUUUGAAAGAUGAAGGCCUUCUGAUUCCAAGAUACAUAGGAGCAGAGGGAAGAAUCAGCGGCAAUGUUCUUGCCGGAGACUCCUAUUCAAUUUCAUAUGACAGGACGCCAGAGGAGAUACUAAGGAUUGUGUAUGGAUCAGGUGAUGAACAUGUACCGGGGGGUUUCUAUCCGAAAGGAGCUGAUGGUCAUAUAGCCAAAUCUCAUCUACAAAGUGAAUAGAACUAGAAGAAAUAGUACUAGUUCAUCUUAUUUUGCCUUGUUUACACAGUUCUAUCUGGUCCUUCUCAAAAGAAAUAAAUGAUCCAAAAUAAGAA
Argentina anserina (silverweed cinquefoil) is the source of this 1058-nucleotide messenger RNA. Its product is annotated as desiccation-related protein PCC13-62. The transcript is spliced from 3 exons. The record is from RefSeq and is a predicted model, not a curated record. The coding region runs from base 13 to 963 and encodes 316 amino acids. Lineage: Eukaryota; Viridiplantae; Streptophyta; Magnoliopsida; Rosales; Rosaceae.